GAAUUCCUAUAGACAAUUCGGGGAAUUCUUUGUGGAGCGGAGCUGCACAGCUUUGAUCAUGCUUCAGUGCUUUUCUGCAAGUGCCUUGUUUCCUGUUUAUAGAGACUGCAAACAAGCGGCAGCUGCGAUUCAUAGAAGAAACUGGUUGGCACCCUCGGUAGACUUCUCACACCGUUACUUGCAUGGUCGGUCAUCAUCGAACUCGGAAGUCAACAGCAGUGUGGGCAGCGGGAGGUCCUGGUGCUGCCCGCGACACUCCGGUCCGUGCUGCUAGCUGGAGCGGCGAACCUGCGGCAGACGUCUGCGCGCCGCGGGUAGACGCCCCGUCAGGGGCAGCCACCGCCCGCCCGCGCUUUGAUCACCUGCCGCAGGAACGACUGCCGUCGCCGCUGCUCAAGACGCCCGUGUUCAGGACUGUGCUGCUGAGGCUGAGAAAUAGGCGGUACACCUCGCCGUGGUGCGGUCUAGUGACGGCAGAGCUGGCUGUACCGUUUCAUUAAGGCUGGGCGGUCGAGCGCCGGCCACCUCGAUAGCUUCAUUAUGACGGCACGGCGCCGGGCGGACCCGGAGUUAUGUCGAGACAGCGCGGGUCUCUGUCGCGGCGCGGUGCACCCUGGGAGGCGACAGUACCUGCGCGCGGCCGGGUUUACGCGCCUCCCUCACCAGCCAUUACGCCGAUACGUUUCUCGUUUGCCGAUCCAUCGCGGUGCGCGGCGCUGCCGAGGGGAGAUGGGUAUCUGAGCGUGCAAAGCGGAUACCGAGCUAGAUAAGCGACCGGGCCGCCUCACCUCGCGCUGAUUUGCAACUACAGUGCUCUCUGGUCGAGCAACUGCGACCGACGAGGUGGCCAGUUAAUUAAUCAAAGUCCACUCCGCAACUGCUUCAGUACAGACUACUUUAGCCUGCAGAAGGAAGUUGUUUUAAUAAAAGGCGAAGAUCAUGAUGGCCAAACCUAAGAAGGCUGAUAGAGUCGUUCAAACUUGAUUGCCGAAACAGAAAUGAAAGACGUGGUAGUAUAUUUUUAGAAGAGGCGUCAGAGCACAAUUGGAGUUUUUUUAUGAGAAUGCGGGCUUUCUUGGCGAAUCUUGAUGAUAAAAUCUUCCCGGGUUGACAGCCGAGUCAAUGUGCUGUUCUCCAGCAACGUUUCAUCAAGUUCCUUACUUGUCAUCUUCAGCCGGACUUAAUUAAUCUUCGACUGAAGAUGGCAAGUAAGAAACUUGGAGUAUUUUUGUUUUCAAUGUCUACUCGUGACAUAAUGAUGAUGUAGUAGUCUUAGCAGAUUCUGGCAAUUACAUGAACUAUAUUUUAAAA
Molecule: messenger RNA, 1311 nt
Organism: Schistocerca gregaria
Lineage: Eukaryota; Metazoa; Arthropoda; Insecta; Orthoptera; Acrididae
Exons: 3
Coding region: 183-500 (105 amino acids)
Source: RefSeq, a predicted model, not a curated record